AUGCAGACGAAUCCAGUUGACGACGAGGGAUUUGAUGAAUCUCAUACAAUGCCGCACACUGUUGCUCAAUUUGACACUGAAGAGCAGAAAGCUGAGUAUGCCUUCUUGUUACUGAGUACUGUAUCUACGGCUACGUUAGCCAAUGUCACCAAUCGACUGGUCCCUUUACUACAACGAGAUUUUGUAUACUUGUUACCUCAAGAACUCGCCAUACAAAUCCUGUCUUGUACCGAUGCUAGGACUGUAGGGCGGGCUGCUCAAGUGAGCAAGACCUGGAAACGUAUCACAUCUGAUAAUGCUAUAUGGAGAGCGCUAUAUCGAAAGAAUGGAUGGACUGUAAAUGAACAAUUCCUGGAUCAAUGGACCAACAAACCGUUACCUAUAAUGCCCCCGACCUUCACAAAGGGGAAGAGUCUGCCUGAUAGUGAUGUACCACAGCAGGAAGCUUCAGAAGAAGGAACAAUGUGGAAUACUGAAGAUUAUGGAUCUGGACCUAGGUCAGGAAAUCGACCAACAAACCCUGCUUCUGCUGAUAUUGGUGAUCAUGAUCCAACUGCGUGGGGAGACGACGGCACUGGAUCCGCAUCUGGAUCUGUUCCACGGCGUCCUAGAAGAGGGACGGAUGAUGGAGGUGCAGCUGGAAGUAGUGGUAGUAAUAAUCCGAUAAAUGAUCCCACUCUUGACGAAGACGAUGGGUAUUCUCAUUCUAUUGGUAGACGUCCUUCGCUCUUCCAAUCUCCAGUACCUACGGAUGAUCUACAGAGUACUUUGAGACGUGAUGGAGUCUUCUCUGGUCAAUCGUCAUCGUCGCUACCUCGAUCCCCACCUGACUCACUACCACGACCUUCUGCUGCCAUGUCUUUACCACGACUAGGUAAUACAGGACCAUCAGAUUCGUUGGCUCGAGCACUGGCACCUACAUCGUUGUCUCUACCUCGUACUAUGGAUGUAUCACCAAAUAAUUUGGCAGAGUCGCUUGAACAAACCUCGAUAUCAGAACAUUCUACAACAACAGGUGGUAUACUCGUCAAACCACUGACACGAUCUCUAACCGAUAACUGGGAUCGUCAUGCUCAUUUGGAUUGGAGGUAUAUAUAUCAGCAGCGUGCUCGCCUCGAAAAGAAUUGGACGGAGGGUAUAUUCAAUGUCCGUGAACUAGCAGGUCACUUUGAAGCCAUAUACUGUCUCCAAUUCGACGAAUCGAAAAUCGUCUCUGGAUCUCGUGACGAUACAAUCAAGAUAUGGGAUAUGAAGACUGGUGAAUGUACAAAGACACUUCAUGGGCAUGGUGCUUCUGUAUUGUGUCUGCAGUACGAUGAUCAGUAUAUAGUGUCCGGAUCGUCAGACUCGACUGUUAUUGUAUGGGAUAUAACAACUAGUGAACCCAAGAAGGUGUUGAGAUCUCACACCGAGUCUGUCCUCAAUCUGAGGUUUGAUAAGAGAUAUAUAGCAUCUUGUUCGAAAGACAAGACUAUCAAGCUGUGGAAUACUAGUACUGGUGAUUUGAUUCGUACUUUACGUGGUCAUCGAGCUGCAGUCAAUGCUAUACAGUUCUCGGAGGAUUUAGUUGUAUCUGCCAGUGGAGAUCGAACCAUCAAAGUAUGGCGAAUAUCGACAGGUGAUCUUGUCCGAACAUUAAGUGGCCAUUCAAGAGGUAUUGCCUGUAUUCACUUUGAAGGAAACAUUAUUGUUUCUGGAUCAUCAGAUCGCACUAUCCGCACUUGGGAUGUCAAUACUGGAAUGUGUCUACAAACCGUCAGUGGCCAUACCGAAUUAGUUCGAACUCUCCAAUUCGACAAUCAUCGUAUCGUGUCUGGUUCCUAUGAUGUGACUCUGAAAGUAUGGGAUUAUCCCAAGGGCAAUCUGAUUCUGGAUUUGAAGAAUGGUCAUAGCCAGAAAGUGUUCAAGCUGCAGUUCAAUGAUACAAAGAUUGUGAGCUGCAGUCAAGAUCAGCGUAUUCUUGUAUGGGAUUUCUCUCAAGGAGUAGAUACGAGAUUCUUUGUUUAA
Molecule: messenger RNA, 2007 nt
Organism: Synchytrium microbalum
Lineage: Eukaryota; Fungi; Chytridiomycota; Chytridiomycetes; Synchytriales; Synchytriaceae
Exons: 5
Coding region: 1-2007 (668 amino acids)
Molecular function (GO): protein binding
Source: RefSeq, a predicted model, not a curated record